This is a messenger RNA of Lactuca saligna, 324 nucleotides long. Lineage: Eukaryota; Viridiplantae; Streptophyta; Magnoliopsida; Asterales; Asteraceae. The record is from the annotation of a GenBank genome assembly.
AUGGCGUCGCCGGCACCAGCGAAAUUACAACUUCUACACAACUUCUCGUUGACACAUCUGACAUGGAACAACAAUCGCAGCGGUCGCAGCAAACUCGCCGGAGAAGUCUCCUCUACAUCACCACCUCCGUCCACUCCAUGGCGUGAAUCACCGCCGUUGAAGUCGCAUACUCAUGCUCCUUCUCAUAGGCGUCAAACAUCACCGUCAAGUGUUUCACAGCGGCCAUCGCCUCUUCACAAGCAAUCGCCGAUGCGUGAUUUAGAGUUCGAGGCUAAUCUAAACUACGAUGCUUCACAGUUUAUGGAAAAACGGAUAAACGAAUAA